AUGCCACCGCCACGUCUACACACCGUCACGCGUCUCUGCACCACAACUCGUCAGGCGGGAAGAGCAAGCGUCAUCGCGCCUCUUGUUCACCCCACCACCCCGCCUACCGGUAGACGCCCACUCCACGCUUCACCAGCACGCCUCAACAUGUCCACCACCGCCUGGGGCUCCACGAAGAAUCCCGCCGCCUUCGACUUUCGCUCCGAUGUGCACACAACGCCCACGGCCUCGAUGCUGCAGGCCAUCCAAGACUGCUCGCUCCUUGAUGACGUCUUCAUGGAAGACCCCACAACGCUGUCCCUCGAGCGCUUCAUCGCCGAGAUAACAAGCAAGGAGGAUGCUUUGUUCGUACUGUCGGGCACAAUGGGCAACCAGGUAGCGUUGCGAGCCCAUCUCACCGCCCCGCCACAUGGCGUUCUGUGCGACCGCCGCGGCCACAUCAUAAACUACGAAGCAGGCGGCAUUGCGACCCUAAGCCAGGCUAUGGCGCAGCCAAUUGAUGCGAAGAACGGGAGCUACCUCACGCUCGAGGAGGUGCAGAAGCAUGCCGUGCUCUCCGACAACGUCCACGCCUGCCCCACGCGCGUUAUUUCCCUCGAGAACACGCUCAAUGGCGCCAUCAUGCCUCUCGCAGAAGUCAAGCGGAUAUCGGCGUGGGCACGUGAACACAGCAUAAUCAUGCACCUAGACGGCGCGCGCCUGUGGGAGGCUGUAGCCGCUGGAGCAGGAACCCUGAAGGAGUUCUGCGCCGAGUUCGAUAGCGUAAGCCUCUGUUUCAGCAAAGGCCUUGGUGCGCCCAUUGGUAGCAUCAUCGUAGGCUCCGAAGCCUUCAUCAAGCGUAGCCGCUGGAUUCGUAAGUCUAUUGGUGGUGGAUUGAGGCAGGCAGGCGUGGUUGCAGCGCCCGCUCGCGUCGCUGUGGAAGAGACGUUUCUUGGCGGCAAACUCACACAAUCACAUGAGAACGCGAAGAAGAUUCAGAAGAUCUGGGCAGAUCUAGGGGGCGAGAUAGAAUACCCGGUUGAUACAAAUAUGGUGUGGCUAGAUCUCGAAGCGCACGGCAUCGACACAAACCAGUUCAUUGAAUUAGCAGAAAAGUAUGGCGUGAGAGUGCGAGGAGGUAGAUUCGUCGUGCACUAUCAGAUUGGAGAGGAGGCCAUCGAGCGGCUGCGGAAGCUAUUCAUCGAAGUCUUGAGGGGGGAAAAGUCCAGUGGAAGAAACGCGGCGGCCGACCACGAUCCUGAAGCGUUGAAGAUGAAGGGCAAGGGCGUCGAGUAA
Dothidotthia symphoricarpi CBS 119687 is the source of this 1275-nucleotide messenger RNA. RefSeq lists its product as uncharacterized. The transcript is spliced from 2 exons. The record is from RefSeq and is a predicted model, not a curated record. Gene Ontology annotation, cellular component: cytosol. Gene Ontology annotation, molecular function: L-allo-threonine aldolase activity. Gene Ontology annotation, biological process: L-threonine catabolic process; glycine biosynthetic process. Lineage: Eukaryota; Fungi; Ascomycota; Dothideomycetes; Pleosporales; Dothidotthiaceae. Bases 1 to 1275 code for a protein of 424 amino acids.